AUGAAUUUAAAUGUCUAUGUGGGAAUUGCAUUGCUUGACGUUUAUGCAAAGUCUGGUUUGAUAAAGGAUGCAAGCUGUGUGUUAGCGUCUCUGCCAGAGAGGAGUGAGGUUACUUGGAGUUCGAUGGUAGCCGGGUAUGUGCAAAAUGGGCUUUAUGAGGAGGCUUUGAUGUUCUUCCAUAGAGCUAAAAUGGUGGGGUUAUAG
This is a messenger RNA of Prunus armeniaca (apricot), 204 nucleotides long. NCBI's taxonomy places the organism in Eukaryota, Viridiplantae, Streptophyta, Magnoliopsida, Rosales, Rosaceae. The record is from the annotation of a GenBank genome assembly.